GACCGGGAGCAGCGGGACGGGGACUGAGCCCGAGCCCGAGCCCGGCCAUGGACCUGCUUCCCCGCAGCCCCGGGGAGUUCGGUUCAUCCCGCUACUGGGAUCGGUUCUUCCGUCAGCGCGGGCAGCGGCCCUUCGAGUGGUACGGCGCCUUCCCGGAGCUCUGCCCCGUCCUGCACAAGUACGUCCGGCCCCGCGACAAGGUUCUGGUGGUGGGCUGUGGGAACUCAGAGCUGAGCGAGCAGAUGUACGACAUGGGGAUGUGCGAGGACAUCGUCAACAUCGACAUCAGCGACACCGUGAUCCGUCAGAUGCAAGAGCGGAGUGGGAGCAAGAGGCCGAAGAUGAGCUACCUGCUGAUGGACAUGCUUCAGAUGGACUUCCCUGAUGCCCACUUCCAGGUGGUCCUGGACAAAGGAACGCUGGAUGCCGUCCUCACUGACGAAGAGGAGGCCACUCUAGCCAAGGUGGACAAGAUGUUUGCCGAGAUCAGCCGGGUCCUGCAGGUAGGAGGACGCUAUCUCUGUGUCUCCUUGGCUCAAGCCCAUGUGCUGAAGAAAGCAGUGGAAUACUUCUCCCAGGAAGGCUGGGUUGUGCGUGUCCAUCAGGUGGCCAGCAGUGGUGACAAGCAGCAGUUUGUCCUACCAAUCUUUGUCUACGUCAUGACAAAGUUCAGGAAGAUCCCCGGCUCGGCACCGCAGAUCCUGGAGAUCUGCCCCGAGGAGCAGGACAAGCCGAUGCGGGUGGAGAGCGCGGAGCGGCUGGUGGCAGCAGUGAAGGACAGGCAGCAUUACGCCCUUCUCUGCAGCCAGCUGAGCAAAACCCCCUGCAGGGAGCAGGUUUCCCUGGAUCUGUGUGACAAAGAGAGCGGGAGGCCUCGCUACACACUGCAUGUGGUCGACAGCCCCUCGGUGAAACCUUCCCGGGACAAUCGCUUCGCCAUCUUCAUCAUCCCACAGGGCAGAGAAACCGAGUGGCUCUUUGGGACAGAGGAAGGGCGGAGGCAACUGGCCGCCAGUGCUGGCUUUGGGCGCCUGGUCACCGUGGCCCUGCACAGGGAGCAGCACUAUGAGGGCAUGGCAGGCAUCCAGGCGGAGCUGUCGGGGAAGGUGAUGGAGCUGGCCCCACCGGGCCUCCCUGCCCGGCAGCAGGUGCCCUUUCUGUCCGUGGGAGGGGACAUCGGGGUGCGGAUGGUGCAGCACUGCGACACCAGCCCCCUAAGCGGGGAGUACGUCGUGGAGGACGUGAAGGGGGAUGGCACCUCCUACUUCCGACGCCUCAUCUUCCUCAGCAAUAGGAACGUGGUGCAGUCGGAGGCCCGGCUUCUGGCCCCUGUGCCUCUCUCAGGCCAGAAGAAACGGAGGAAGGACAAGAAGAAAGCCAGCCCCACUGAGCCACCCACAGCCAUUGACAAGAGCUACCUGUGCUGUGAGCACCACAAGGCCAUGGUGGCGGGGCUCUGCCUGCUGGGGGGCCCCGACCCCCUCCCAGGAACCCCUCUGGCAGUGCUGGUGGUGGGGCUCGGCGGCGGCAGCCUGCCCCUCUUCAUCCACGACUACUUCUCGCAGGCCCGUGUGGCCGUGGUGGAGAUCGACCCCUCCAUGCUGGAGGUGGCCACGCGCUGGUUUGGCUUCUCCCAGGAUGACCGGAUGCGGGUGCACAUCUCCGAUGGCCUGGACUACGUGGCCAAGCUGGCGGCUGAAGCCCCAGCCCAGUAUGAUGCCAUCAUGUUCGAUGUGGACAGCAAAGACCUGACGGUGGGGAUGAGCUGCCCACCCCCGGCCUUUGUGGAAAAGCCCUUUCUGCAGAAAGUUAAAACCAUCCUGAAGCCCGAAGGAGUCUUCGUGCUCAACUUGGUGUGCCGUGAUGUCCCGCUGAAGGAGUCUGUCCUGGCCACCCUCAGGGAGGUCUUCCCGCUGCUCUACACACGCCGCAUUGAAGGGGAGGUCAACGAGAUCCUGUUCUGCCAGCUGAGCCCCGAGUGCCGGCGGGACCUCACAGAGCUGGGGGCACGUGCCCAGGCACUGGAGGGGGGCCUGCGACAGCCUGGACGCCCCUGGGACAGCUCGUAUGCUCUGGCAGACAUGCUGCAGGCUGUCAAGAUCCUCUGAGAGGGGCCUCGAUGCUGCUCGAAUGAGAGAGGCGUCCCCGUGUGGGUGCUGUGGCUGUGGAGGGGUGCCUGUGGCUGGGAUUGCCACCCCUGUGGAGCUGGUGGUGGCCGGGGUCUGCCUGAAGGACUGGACUGGUGUGGAGAGGUGCUCUCUGUAGCAUGGCUCCCCAGGAAGGGGUCUGGGACGGUGGGAAGCUAUGCAGCCCAAGGGGCAGCGUUGAGGCACUGAGGGGAGGGAGGUGGGUGCUGUGGGUCUGGCAGGAAUGUGGGUUUGGGUUUGUCCCCGCUGUGGAAAAAACAUCCCUUCGACUGUCCCCUUCCACCACAGAUGGCUCCUUCCUGCUGGUGCUGCCUCUCCCUGCAUCUCCAGCAUCCCUGGUCGCUGGUGCCUGUGCAGAGCCCCAGCCCUGCUCCAAGCCUGGUUGUGGAUGCGGGGGGGGUGGG
This is a messenger RNA of Chroicocephalus ridibundus (black-headed gull), 2551 nucleotides long. It is a transcript of the gene METTL13, whose product is annotated as methyltransferase 13, eEF1A N-terminus and K55. The transcript is spliced from 8 exons. NCBI's taxonomy places the organism in Eukaryota, Metazoa, Chordata, Aves, Charadriiformes, Laridae. Bases 48 to 2108 code for a protein of 686 amino acids. The record is from RefSeq and is a predicted model, not a curated record. Gene Ontology annotation, molecular function: S-adenosylmethionine-dependent methyltransferase activity.